This is a messenger RNA of Syngnathoides biaculeatus (alligator pipefish), 4644 nucleotides long. Its product is annotated as protein FAM171A2. Lineage: Eukaryota; Metazoa; Chordata; Actinopteri; Syngnathiformes; Syngnathidae. The coding region runs from base 229 to 2496 and encodes 755 amino acids. The transcript has 8 exons. The record is from RefSeq and is a predicted model, not a curated record.
CUUUGUGACGUGACGUGAGGAGCCCCCGCGGCUCCCGACAGGGGGCGCCAUUUCCCUCACGCUGCCCCCCAAACGAGAGGCGAGUCAGCGUGUGCGCGCGCGCGCGCUGCAGCAUCGCGCCGCGGCCCAGACACGAUCCGGGACCUCGCAGCAGCCUCCGGAUUCAGGAGCGGAACCGGGACCGGGACACGGCCAUCCCCCCUUCCGUCAUGACAUGUAGCUGCGACGAUGGCUGCCGUGCGAGUGUUUCGUGGGCUGGUUUUGGCGUGCUUGUGCGCGCUUUGGGAGGCCAAGUCCGUGCACGAGUUUUUUGAGGUCCAAAUCAAGGUCCAAGUGUUGGACAGCGGCGACUUAUCUCCGCUGGCCGACGCCCUGGUGCAGGUCCACGGCAAUCAGAGCGUGUCGGCGAGCGCCCGCGCCGGAGCCGACGGCGCUGUGAAGGUGGACUUCCGGUACCGCGCCGCCACCUGGGUCAUCAUCAGCGCCGCCAAACCCGACUACGUCACCAACUCGGUGCCCUGGUACUCGGGCCGCCCUCCCCUGUACGCCUCGGUCAGUUUGUACCUUCUGGCUCGUCGACCCGGGACGCUGAUUCUGUACGAUGACGUCCUUCAGAUUCUGUCCAGCUCGCCAGGUGGCGCCGAGCGUCCCGUGGCGCAGCUUCCCAGGAAGUCGCUGCGCCUGCCGCCCGGCUCCGACGGCACGGCGCUGUCGGCCUGGCUGACCGGCGCCGGGACCCGGGACGAGAUGGGCGGCUUCCCCUUCCUGCUGGGCCGGGAGACCGACGGCUCAGGCGCAGACCCGGGUUGGACCGACUUGACGCCGCUGGCGCUGGUCAGCAUCGAGCUCUCGGACCAAGAUGGCCACCCCGUGGGGGUUUCCGACUCCAUCCGCGUUUCUGUGCCGCUGCCGUCCGACACCCUCAACGAGAUGGCCACCAGCGUGCCCUCUUGGAUGUACCAGCACAGCACGGGACUUUGGGUGCGCAACGGGACGGGCUACGUCCAGAAGGAGGGCUCGCGCUUUGUCUGGACCGCCGUCCUUCCUCAGACGGGUUGCUGGUUGGCCGCCUUUCCCGCUUCCUCAGGACUGGGUCCGAGCCACCCGGGCCUGAGGGACAUCAACGCCUACCAUACCCUGUUCCUGCUGGCCAUCCUGGGCUCCCUGGCUCUGCUGGUUCUCAUCCUGCUCUGUGUUCUGCUUUACUACUGCAGGCGGAGGUGUUUGAAACCACGUCGGCAGCCGGGGAAACCUCUGUCUUCCAACGUCAACGGCGCCAAGCGGGACCAGGGCACGUCCACGUCACGCCUCAAUCUGAUAUGCGGCGGGCACGCCGAGUCGGGCCCGUCCGCCGACAAGUCGGACCUGUCCCCUUCUCGCGAGGACCCGACCGAACAGCUGCGACGCGCCACGGGAAAAAACCUUUUGCCAUCCCAGCGCGGCGAAAGCUUCGCCAUGAAGGUGACGCGAGCCACUGACACCAACAACCUGGACAACCCGCUGCCGCGCGAAGACUACAACCGGGCCUACGGUCCCGCCGAAGCCGGAGAGUCCGAGUAUCGCCGGCGCCGCAGCGCCAACGACAAUCGCGGGUACUCGUCCGACCCGCCGUCCCCGCCGCGCUUCCAGGGUUACGUACCGAGCCAGCCCGACAAACCGCCGGAAUACUCGGCCGCCGACGGCCUGGCUCGGCCCACCUCCCUCGGCGCCCGACCGGGCCAGAUCAUCUUCUGCAGCUCCGUCGACCAGAUGAAGGAGAACAUGUACCGCAGCAUGGUGCCCACCCUGGUCAUCCCCGCCCACUACAUGCGCAUUCCCUCGGAGUUCGCCGGCGCCAAGGACGGCAAGGAGCAGAAGGAAGCGGCGGACAGAGACGGCGUCCAGGUGGGCGGAGCCCAGCAGAAGCAAGGUCAGCGGCACCAGGGUCAGGGCAGCCCCCGCGGGGACGAGUCGGAGGAAGCCGGCUGGGCGACCGAGCCGUCCGGCGGACCCGUCGCCAUCCCGGUGCUCUUCAACGACUCCGCCAUGGCCCAGAUGAACGGAGAGCUGCAGGCUCUGACGGAGAAGAAGCUUCUGGAGCUGGGCGUCAAGCAGCAUCCGCGGGCGUGGUUCAUCUCCUUGGACGGCCGCGCCAACGCCCACGUGCGCCACUCCUACAUCGACGCCGGCAACGACCUCAGCGGAUUCGGGGGCUCUUCCAGAGACGCCAACCUGGCGCCGCCCCUGGAGGCUCAGGAGCGCGAGGCCGACCACCAGCGGCGCUGUGCCGGGACCGGCAAAGGCUACUCGGGCGACGGGCGCCCCGUGUCGCCCGAGGAGAACUCCCUCACGCCGCUUCUGGACGAGGGGCCGCCCUCCCGCGGAAGGGGGCGGGGCCGCGACUCCGCCGCCGCGACCCCAGACGACAACGACGACGACGACAGAGAGGAGAACAGGAAAAGCCCCUGGCAGAAGAUCGAAGACAGGCCGCUCAUGGUCUUCCAUCCCAGGAAGUGAAGGAAACGCCGUCCGAGCUUCUCGUGCGCACCGUUGCGCUCCGGGUCCUCGCUCGGAAGACCCCUCCCAUGUUGCGGCAGAAGGACGAGGCGCGCUAUUGCCUUCCACCUCCUUGAGAACACAUUUCUGGAGACGAGUAGAAUGAGUCGGGCGCGCUAGUGGAAGCGUUGGGCCGUUCCAAUUCUGCCUUGCCUUGACAUGAUCGUCUGCACUAGUAUAACAAUGACAUGUUACUAUUGUGAUGAAACGGUGCACUAGUUAACGACCCUGCGCUACUUGGACUACCAGCAAUCGGUGACAAUCUACCAGUUAUACGUCCAGCACUAUGUCAACCAGUACAGUUUUACCGCACUAGUAACAUGUGGUUGUUCUACUAGUGUACUAUUCUAGUUGUACUACUUCACUGAAUUGCUUUUUUUUUUUUUUUGUGAAACGUAUUCGAAGAAGGGCAGCAUCGUACUCGCUGACAUUAGUUCAGACGACUAAAACAACAACGACGUCACGUUGAAGCCAAAUCGUGCACUAGUUGACGAGUGCGCGCCACUGGCACAACUACGGACUUUAUCAAAUUCUCCAGCGGCGUAUAGACUACUAGUCAGCUCACGUAGACUUGGAGCUGGCUAAUAGCGCUAGCGUUGAGAAUACUGACGGCGCAGCGGAAGUCCAAAGUGUAACAAAGGUCACGUGUAACCGGAAUGUUCUCCUUCGUGAGGACAAAGAGCGCGUUUGCAAUUGUGCGCGGCGCCGGGACGGGACGCCCCAAAAAGGUCCAAUCGCGAGAAGCACAAGCACCCCGCCGCCAAACUUUUUUGACAAGCAGCUGUUUUGAAAACACUACCGACGUUCUUUCGGGUCGGCGACUUGAACGUCAGAUCGGCGCCGUGAUCUUGUUUCGGACUCGAUUUUUGGAAACCGUUUUUCCCCGUGAAAUCCAAAUGCUGUCAAUCUGUCCCUGAAAGUUUGGACUACGUUUUCUACAUUCGCACGUUUGUAACCGAUAAAUGAAUAUUCGUACAGGAGUGGAAUAUUCCGUAGAUGGGUCGAUUCCCAGUCAUUGCGCCAACACCCGACCUCCGCCCCGACCCAUUGAAGCGUCGCUUCAGGAAAAGGAAGGUUUUUUUAUUUUGGUGUGUCUGCGGUCGAAUCCCCCGACCGCGCGCAAGCGCCCGUACGAGUCUCGAGCGGUGGGCUGAGAAGAAAUUCCGAAUCGGCGUCAUUUUGAUUGGAAUGACGAAAAGACCCGACCGACACCAGGGCAAAAUAUUCAAAAGCGGAGAACGUUUGAAAACGACGAGCUCGGCCCCGAGGUGACGGUUUCACCGGCGUGACCUUUUUACCCCAACUCGAUGACAUUUCUGAGCACCAGUAAGACAACUGCAUGUCAUUAGUGAACUGGGUCCAGUUCUACCAGCUAACAUCUUAGUACUGCACUCCUAUUUUGCCUCACCGGUUGUCGUACAUGUUGUCGUACUAGUGUGCAAAAAAUGUUGUGGAAAAAAGUUUUGAAGACGUCGUCCUUGCGCUUGUGAGUUCUUUGUCCGCACUAGUAAGAUGAUUGGACACGCUCACCGAGUGACGAGAUCUCACUAGUGACGCUUUUUCCACAAGUGUACGACAUUUCCCUGCCCUCGUAAAACGACGCACGACAUUCCAACUGUGUGCUACUGCGACCACUCGCGAUGAGAGAGAGAAAAGUCGAGCAGUUAAGCGCUGGCACAAUUUUAAGGAAAGACAAAAAGUCGUGUCAAGGAAAUGGAGCACGCGGUCAGUAGCGCCGUGCGUCCGUGGAAGGAAGGUCCGCGCCCAAGCCCCGCCUCCACCUGAAUCCUCAGGUCCGCGCCGCCUCCAAGUGCCUUCCUCUCUGGCCAGAUGGAGGAGGUCACGAGCCCCGCCCGCUUUUCCCGUCCGUCCACAAACGGCGACAAAAAGCGGCCUCGUCUUUUCCUUCUUGUUGAAAGAAAAACAACAACUGCCGGUGGGAUCUUCUUUGUGUUUGUUGUUGACGACUGCGAAUCGGCCACACCGGCCGGCCGCCGCACUUUCUUCUUCUUGUGCUUGUGCUUGUGAAAAUGAGGAGCCACAGGCCUUCGUCACGUGACAAGUGUAAUCUUUGUGUACAAAAAUAGAAAUAAAUGUGUUGGUCACUCA